AUGGAGAGGGUGCGAUUGGACAGAAAGAGCAGUAAUGACAGCAAUCAUAGUCUGGGAGGAGAAUCUACUAGCAGAAGUGGAGGAUCAGGUAUUGGUGUUGCCCCCACUAGUGGCAAUAAUGGUACUGUGAAAAGAGCUAGUUCAAUGUCAUCAAACUACAGUAACAUAAAUGCCUCUUUACAUGCGCGUGUGAAAGCAUUCCAAGAACAAAGAGGUCUACAUAGGUCUAGCAGUUUGGGGAAAGGAGAUUCGGAAGAGAACAUUGGAAACGUAGGUACAAGUAUAAAUCCUUCUCCUAGCCUCGGAUCUAUGAAAGACGAGCCAGUACCAGCGAUUCAAAAAAUUGUAAAUAAACCACUACCGCCAUUGCCGGGUCAGAAUAGUUCCUCGCUUACACCUUCCCAGGAAACAAUCAAUAUGAUUAGCAAUGCUUCUCAACAGGCACCAGAUGGUCCACUCAAUAAUAUUUCACCUGUUCCAGGAUUUAAGGAAGCUAUGGGGGGCAAUGUAAGAAGAAAUGACGGGCAAAAUCUUUAUGGUUCUACAAGUCCCGCAGUAACAGCCUCGGCUCCUAAUAUGCCUGCUUUUAAUCCAAAUAGAAAGGCACCAAGACCUCCCCAAAUUCCUCAUAAUACUGUGAUACCAGCAAAACCUAUGCAAAGUCUGAGUUCAAGAAGAGGUCUGAAAUUACCGCCCGGUGGAAUGAAACUGAAACUACCUUCAAAAGGUGACGCGCCAGCAUCUAUGCCAAGUACAGUUCCUGCAGCUUCAUCAGUGAAACCGGUUGUUCAUCAAGAAUUUGCCGCCACUCCAUCAAAUAAGAAUCACAUAAAGAAUAAUAACGGAAGCACUGAGGGUAAGAGGUCAAAUCCAGGUUCCUUAGUGAACGCAGUUCAAACUACAUCUAUUUCAUCAGCUAAUGAUCAGCAGGAUACGGAAGGAACUGAACCAAAAAGCAACUCUAAUGGUACUGGUCUGUUUGCAAACUUUUCGCGAUAUGUGGAUAUUAAGUCGGGCUCUUUAAAUUUUGCUGGUAAGCUUUCACUUUCCUCAAGAGGUAUUGAUUUUAGCAAUGGUUCUAGUUCAAGGAUAACACUUGAUGAGCUUCAAUUUAUAGAGGAACUGGGACAUGGUAAUUAUGGUACUGUGUCAAAAGUUUUACAUAAGCCAAAUAAUGUUUUGAUGGCAAUGAAAGAAGUUAGACUUGAAUUAGAUGAGUCUAAAUUUAGGCAAAUUUUAAUGGAAUUAGAAGUGCUUCAUAAAUGUAACUCACCAUUUAUCGUGGACUUCUAUGGUGCAUUUUUUAUAGAGGGUGCUGUUUAUAUGUGCAUGGAAUAUAUGGAUGGUGGAUCAUUAGAUAAAAUAUACGAUGAAAACCCCGAAAUGGGUGGUAUUGAUGAGCCACAACUUGCAUUUAUCACUAACGCUGUCAUUCAAGGUUUGAGGGAGCUAAAAGAGGUUCAUAACGUGAUACAUCGAGACGUAAAGCCAACCAACAUUCUGUGUUCUGCCAAGCAAGGAACUGUGAAAUUGUGUGAUUUUGGUGUUUCUGGUAAUCUGGUAGCUUCCUUAGCGAAGACAAAUAUAGGUUGUCAAUCAUAUAUGGCUCCUGAGAGAAUAAAAUCUCUGAACCCUGAUAGAGGAACAUAUACAGUGCAGUCAGACAUAUGGUCAUUGGGUCUAAGUAUACUAGAGAUGGCAUUAGGUAGAUAUCCUUAUCCUCCAGAAACAUUCGAUAAUAUAUUCUCGCAACUAAGUGCAAUCGUAGAUGGACCACCCCCUAAACUGCCAGCAGAUAAGUUCAGUGAUGAGGCCCAAGACUUCGUGUCGUUGUGUCUGCAAAAGAUCCCUGAUAGAAGACCCAAUUAUUCUAAUCUGUAUGAGCAUCCAUGGCUAGCAAAAUAUCGUAGCAUCGACGUCCAAAUGGGGCCAUACAUUACUAAAAGAUUAGAAAUCCGGAAAAGAAUACUAGCUGAAAAGGGUGAGGACGGUCUUCACAGGACAGUACCUGCAUUGCAUAAAGGUGGUUUGUAA
Messenger RNA from Nakaseomyces glabratus, 2034 nucleotides. It is a transcript of the gene PBS2, whose product is annotated as mitogen-activated protein kinase kinase PBS2. Gene Ontology annotation, molecular function: ATP binding; MAP kinase kinase activity. NCBI's taxonomy places the organism in Eukaryota, Fungi, Ascomycota, Saccharomycetes, Saccharomycetales, Saccharomycetaceae. The record is from RefSeq and is a predicted model, not a curated record. Gene Ontology annotation, biological process: MAPK cascade; protein phosphorylation; cellular hyperosmotic response.